Symbiodinium sp. CCMP2456 is the source of this 429-nucleotide messenger RNA. NCBI's taxonomy places the organism in Eukaryota, Dinophyceae, Suessiales, Symbiodiniaceae. The record is from the annotation of a GenBank genome assembly.
AUGGAUGACGAGAAAGAACAUUUGAAAGUGAUUGAGCAGUUAGCAAGUGGCUCUCGCCCAUCUGCCUUCACUCUCCCAGCGGUCUCUACACAGACCAAGACGCUGGCUGGCUACGUGCAUGCAUCUGUCGAGGACAAGACGUUGAAGAUUGCCCACUGCAAGGUGGACCGGCCUCAUCAGCGAAGAGGCCUGGGCGGUUUGCUGCUGGAAGCUGCCGAGAAGCGCGCUCGGAAUCUGGGCGCUUGCAUCUCGAAAGUUAGAUUAUCUGUGUUGGAGACAAACGAACCGGCCCGAAAGUGCUAUGCUAAGUCGGGCUUCAAGGUUUAUGCCAAAUCGUCAUCAAAGUUUCUGCCGUGCAACUGUAGUGAUGGCGGCUGCAACUGUGACAACAAGAUCAGUUGGCUGAAAAUGGAGAAGCACAUCGCCUGA